UACACUUGAUAUUUUAGCACGGAAAAUUUAUGAUUGCAGUAAAAUAUUAGAAUAUAACAAGACAGGUCUAUUGUUAGUUUAUUCUGCGGUGUUUAAAAUAAUAUUGACUAUUAGUAAUGGAAGAGGAAAGUCACUUGGCAAACGGGUCAAUAGAGUGGAAUAACUCAAACAACAAUGAAAUAAUAACUCGACCGGAAAAAGGCAAUAUCGAUAGUAGGCCUGUAUCGAUGGAAUACAAUGACAAUGAGUUUGAUGUGAAUAGAAUGCAUCAAGGGCGCUGCGGAUGUGGCUCUUGUCGUCCAAGUUUUAUGCAAUGUUUCGCAACAAUUCGCAAGUUUGUACUCUUCCUUGCUAUUCUCUCCGUUUUCCAAGGUACUUUAGCCGUCGGUUACAUAGGUAGUGUCGUCACUACUAUUCAGAAACGUUAUGACUUGCCGACUUACCUCAUCGGCUUUAUCAUCAGCGUUUACGAUAUCGGUUGCUUGUCGGCCGUUAUAUUCACGAGCUACAUUGGAGGCAGGCCGACCGCCAACAAGCCGAAAUGGAUAACUUUCAGCUCUUAUAUAAUGGCCCUAGGCGCUGCAGUAUACACAAUUCCGCAUUUUCUGGGACCAAUCUAUGUGCCGCCGUACAUAAUUGAUAAAGAAAUGCAAAACGUUGAUAUAUGCAUUUCUUCUGAUAAUAAUAUAACAUGCGAGGACAAAGAAAUACAGCACCAGGGCACUGUUGCAGUCUUUAUUUUAGCCGAGUUUCUAAUUGGUGUAGGGUCCACAAGUGUAUUAACAUUAGGAACCAUAUAUAUUGAUGAUUUCGCCAGACGGAGUGAAGGAUCCAUAUUUAUCAGUGUCCUGUACUGCAUGGGAGCAGCCGGUCCAGCACUGGGCUAUGUUUUUGGUAGUCUUUUCUUAAAGAUCUACGUAGAUGUUGGACGUGUAGACAUGGACGACGUCCAAGUGUCGCCUGACGAUGAACGGUGGGUAGGGGCGUGGUGGCUAGGCUUUCUCGUCUGCUCAAUAUGCGUAUUUAGCUCAGCUUCUCCAAUAAUAAUGUACCCACAGAGCAUGAACAAACCAGAAGAGGAGUUCGAUGAUGAGUCGAGGUUGAAACAAGAUGCAGAAGGCAGGGUGCAGAUGAGCUUUAACAGUUCAUCAUUUAAAGCUUCUUUGAUUCCCGCCGCUGCAAUUGGUACAGUGUUUGGUGCUUAUAUGAUUCGCAGGUUCAAGUUGGGACUUCGAGGGAUGUCCAAAUUCUGCUUCGUUAUAAUCGUGAUUGGUUUUACUAUAUUAGCAGGAACUUUUCUUUUAGGGGGAUGUGACUCAGUAGAGUUAGCAGGAAUAACAUAUCCUUAUCAUUACAGUGGAGAAUCAUUAGAAUCUAAUGAGGAAGUUGAUGACUUCGACCUAUUGGACUCUUGCAAUUCGGCAUGUGACUGUUCUUCGUCGCAUUUUCAACCAGUCUGCGCAUCUUCCAUCGGUAUCACCUAUUUCAGUCCGUGUCACGCUGGCUGUCAUGGCAUUUCUUUUGGCUCUGGAGAAAAUGAAGACAACUUCGCAAGUAAUUUCACCAUGUGCAAUUGCGUCACGAAGUAUCUGCAAGAAAGUGGUGAGUCCGGAGACGGGCACACGUACCCUGGCAAAUGUAGCAACGAAUGUCAUUUGUUGAUCCCUUUCAUGUUCUUACUUAUCUCCUUGGUGAUAGUCAUCACUAUGGGGCAAAUACCUCUAGUUAUGAUGACGUUACGAUCGGUUAACGACAGCGAUAGACCAUUUGCGCUAGGGGUUCAAUUUCUCUUGGUUCGAUUAUUAGCAUAUAUUCCAUCGCCAACUUAUUUUGGGGCAGUGAUCGACACGGCAUGCAUACUAUGGGAGGAUAACUGUGGUGAAAAGGGUGCCUGCAUUGAGUACGACAAUCACAAAUUCUUCCUCGUUUAUCUGGGCCUAUGUGCUUCCCUGAAAAUAGUCUCUAUAGUACUUGUGUUUAUAGUGUGGCGGCUGGUCUGUAGACAGGAGGCUAACGUCCCGUACACACAGGGAUUGGCCAGUCAUAACGAGGAUGAAGUUAUUUACGAAUUUAAAACAGGAGACUCAAAAUUAUGAAUGAAUAAAAGUACAUGUUCAGUGGCCGAAUAUUGGACUUGGGCCCAUCAGCAUUAUUUUCUUGCCUAAAAUCGGCUGAGCCGGGCCUUUUAAUGAGCAGCGUGUUAAAAAACACACAUCAAAAUGCGCACUUAAAAAUGAGAGCUCUACUUGGUCCCACACUGUAAAAACAGCGUGGAGCAUUUAAACACGAAGCUCCAAUCAAUGUUGUCCAGUUUUUGGUGACACGUUUAAAAGCUAAGCGUGCUUAGACAUAACUUAAUGUGCUUAUGAUCUUAACGUGUUUAGCAUUAAAUGUGCUUAGGUAUUUGACAUCAUGAUGUCAAAUAGUUCUACCACAUUUAAUGCUUAACACGUCAGAAACCUAAACAAACUAGACCUGGCCUAAACACGUUUAGCUUUAAAUUUUUAAACGUGUCACCAAAAACUGGACAACAUUGCGUGGAGCUUUGUGUUUAAAUGUUCCACACUGGUUUUACAGUACAGCCACCAGUGUAUUAGCUGAAUCCUCAGCCAAGGUCCACAUACCUUGUUACGCCGCUGUACAUGUCAUGAUGUGAAAGAAUUCUACCACAGUAGUAGUUGUACUUAGCCGAAAUAACAGCGGUAAAAUUUUGCACAAUGAAACCACUUACAAUUUUUAUAUAAUAUAGUUCUUUAACCGUAUAAAUUAAAUUAUUUGAUCAAUUCUUGUUGAACAUCUAACAAUGGAGAGAGUACAUGCAGUGUUAAACAGUUCUAGUCACCAAAUGUAAGUUUAUAGGCCUACAUGUCUUUGUAUGGAGUGAUUAGUUAAUAGUUUAAGAUAAGAUAAAAUCUUCCAUCUGGCUCUCUCGUAAAUCGUCGACUAUCCUUGCAGAUGUAUAACGCAACUAGAGGUGCACUUGCGAAAUUGUAUCAAUAAUUAUACGUUGUAUGGCUGCAAUAUUAGCCAAUUAAAAUUGAAACUCUGGAAGAUUCACAACCGAAAUAGGAGCAUGUGAGCCCUUAAUUAUGACAACAAUUAUUGAAGGAGCCACGCUAGUACAUAAUACGAAAACUUUUUUAAAAAAGAAAAUUUUUGCUACGGAAGUAAUGUUUUUGAUGCAAUCAAAUCAAACAGCUUAUUUUUUCGGAGCAGGAUCUCCAUUCAGUUUAAAAGAUUGUUACUCGGAGUUUUGUAUUUUAUGCAAUCUUACAACAAAACUGUUGCUACUUGUAGUUUUCUAUAGUAGAGAAUAUCGAAUACUAUAAAAAUAAUCUCACUAUAAAUAAAGACAACCUCCAAAAUGAGGA
Messenger RNA from Anneissia japonica, 3371 nucleotides. Its product is annotated as solute carrier organic anion transporter family member 5A1-like. The transcript has 6 exons. Bases 117 to 2096 code for a protein of 659 amino acids. The record is from RefSeq and is a predicted model, not a curated record. Gene Ontology annotation, cellular component: membrane. NCBI's taxonomy places the organism in Eukaryota, Metazoa, Echinodermata, Crinoidea, Comatulida, Comatulidae. Gene Ontology annotation, biological process: sodium-independent organic anion transport; transmembrane transport. Gene Ontology annotation, molecular function: protein binding.